CAGUUCUAUAUCACAUAGACAAACUGUAUGAGUCAUUGAUCACUGAUGUUAACUCUGAUAAUGGUGUUAGAGAAAAGGAAAAUAAAACUACAGAUAAAUAAAAACUAAUUCUAAAUUGAUUUGUAUAUCCCAGACACAUAAUAACCUAAUAGGAAAUGACAACAGGAAAUGAUGAAAGGAAAGUGUGGCAGCUGAAUCUCUCAAAUACCAAGUCCAAUCAGAGCAGUUCUCUAUUUGAAAAUCAGCAGUAGCAACAAAAUGCCUGAAAAUAUUUACAUAAACACUUUCCAACAUCACAAUUCAAGACCAGCAGAGAAAGACCAACAGAAGGAGUGUGUCAGUGAUAAGAGAGAUGGUGUCUGUAUGGUGGUUCUUCUCUCUGUUCUCCUCUUCCUGUCUCUGCUGGUGAAUGCAGUGUUGGCUUACCUCUAUUACACCAAUGACACAAAUCAGUUAAUGGGAUGUGAGCCAGUGACAAAUAACUCAAACCUAGAAGUUAACAGGCCAUCACUCCCUUGUACUUACAAAGGUUUGCCCGAGAGGUGGGUCCAGGACAAGGGCAGAUUCUAUGUUUUCUCCAAUAAUACAAAAGACUGGAACAGCAGCAGAGAACGCUGUCAGGAUCUGGGUGGAGACCUGGUCAUCAUCAACAGCACUGAGGAACAGGAAUUUCUUGCUCAGCAAAUAGUCACUUCUAAUGCAUUGGUGCUACACUGGAUUGGUCUGACUGACCGCCAGACUGAGGGGACGUGGCUAUGGGUGGACAACACCCCCUUAAACAACAACCUCUCAUGGUGGAUUUUCCCCCCUGACGAUCAUGAUACAAGUGAUCCCUUGGGUGAAGACUGUGCUGUAUUAAAUGGAUAUUUAAAAGGAGAAAAAUGGGGAGAUAUUUCUUGUUUGAAAAAGGAAAGAAGCAUUUGUGAAAUUCCAUGUUAUUGAUCAAUACUAAAGUAUCGUUAAUGACUUUCAAUAUCCCUGUUUAUGUGUAUUAUAGUAUAUAUAAUAUGUAUUACAGUGUAUAAUCUGUGUAGCUCUUUAUAAAUAAUACAUUUGUAUUCUUUAUUUUGUAAUUAUUGUUAACAGCACUGGCCAAUUGUACGUCAUUGCCUUUAAAAUAUUAUGCACUUUCUUUACAGCAUGAAUGAAUGAAUGAAUGAAUUAAAAAUAGACAUGAAUGGAUAUGUACAAUGGAUACAGCACUAUGUGAAUGUGUGCUUAUAAUGUGAAUGCCAAAUGUCAUUUUUAAUCUUUCUGAAGCCUCUUUAUAACAUUCAGAUGAUCUAUUCUAGAGGCUUCUGCCCCCUGGUGGAUUAGCCAAUGCUCUUCAAGAAGUAAAAGGACUUGCAAUAUACAGUAGUGGCCAAAAGGGAUGUCCGGAGGGGAUAUUUGCCAUUCGAAAACAUCCUCUCAUGCCUAGCCUCCUCGCUCUGCUCCUCUUACCAUUUUUUUCCUGGACUUGCAGUCAGACUCGAAUACAACGAAUAUGACGUUGUAUCUUAAAAGAGGUAACUGCCAGCUUAACUGCUAAAACAAUGCAUGCUGAUCUCUUCAAAUUUUAACUGUGGGAGAAUUAUUUGGGGGGUCUGUGCCCCAGUACUGAUCAAACUCUAGAAAUGCCCAUGGAAUGACCACUUGGCCAAAAAUGACAUCCACACAAUUUGGGAUGUUUCUGUCAGGGUUAUGUUUAGUUUGGCCCGUGUCUCUGUUGGACUUGGAGUUGUUGUUUUUUUCUCUGUCGUUGUUCACUGUUUGAGGGCAUGUUUGCAUGACAAUGGUGUAGCUACUAAAAACUGAAAAGUA
Messenger RNA from Megalobrama amblycephala (Wuchang bream), 1803 nucleotides. RefSeq names its product C-type lectin domain family 4 member E-like. The record is from RefSeq and is a predicted model, not a curated record. Bases 259 to 942 code for a protein of 227 amino acids. The transcript is spliced from 7 exons. NCBI's taxonomy places the organism in Eukaryota, Metazoa, Chordata, Actinopteri, Cypriniformes, Xenocyprididae.